This is a messenger RNA of Electrophorus electricus (electric eel), 6066 nucleotides long. RefSeq names its product forkhead box J3 (gene foxj3). Gene Ontology annotation, cellular component: nucleus. The record is from RefSeq and is a predicted model, not a curated record. Gene Ontology annotation, biological process: regulation of transcription by RNA polymerase II. Lineage: Eukaryota; Metazoa; Chordata; Actinopteri; Gymnotiformes; Gymnotidae. Gene Ontology annotation, molecular function: DNA-binding transcription factor activity, RNA polymerase II-specific; RNA polymerase II cis-regulatory region sequence-specific DNA binding.
AUGACCUCGGAGCUGGAGAGUAGCCUGACGUCCAUGGACUGGCUGCCACAGCUGACCAUGCGGGCUGCCAUCCAGAAGGCAGACGCCCAGAACGCCCACGGGCCAGGCAUGGCCAAGAAGAGCGCUCUGCUGGACCCCAACACCACACUGGAUCAGGAGGAGGUGCAGCAGCACAAGGACGGGAAGCCGCCCUACAGCUACGCCAGCCUCAUCACCUUCGCCAUCAACAGCUCGCCAAAGAAGAAAAUGACCCUGAGCGAGAUCUAUCAGUGGAUCUGUGACAAUUUCCCCUACUACCGGGAGGCAGGCAGUGGCUGGAAGAACUCAAUACGGCACAAUCUGUCACUGAACAAGUGUUUUCUCAAAGUGCCUCGCUCCAAAGAUGACCCAGGAAAGGGUUCGUACUGGGCGAUCGACACAAAUCCAAAGGAGGACACAUUGCCCACACGGCCCAAGAAGAGACCUCGGUCUGGAGAGCGGGCUUCCACACCCUACAGCCUGGAGUCAGAGUCUCUGGGAAUGGACUGCAUCAUCUCCGACACUGCCUCUCCGACGCUGGCGAUCAACACUGUGACUAACAAGGUGGCAUUGUACAACCCAGACCAGGAUGGGAGUGACAGUCCUAGAAGCAGCCUUAAUAACAGCUUGUCUGACCAGAGUCUGGCCUCGGUCAAUUUGAACAGCGUGGGCAGCAGUGUGCACAGCUACACGCCGGUGACGAAUCACCCGGAGCCGGUGUCCCAGUCCCUGUCUCUGCAGCAGCCGCAGCAGGCUCAGUACAGCAUCCCCGACCGGGACAAGCAGCUCCUCUUCUCCGACUUCGAAGAUCUCAGUGCCUCAUUCCGCAGCCUCUACAAGUCUGUGUUUGAGCAGUCCUUCAGCCAGCAGGGUCUGAUGGGCAUGCCGUCUGAGUCGUCCCAGCAGAGCCACACGUCCUGUUCCUACCAGCACUCCCCAAGCAGCACCACCAUCGCCCACCCCCACACCAACCAGAGCAGCCUCACCCCCUCACACCCCAACAACAUCCCCAACAAUGGCAGCCAGGUGCCCCUGUCCCACUCCUCUCACGGCCAGCACCUGCCCCAGCACGGCCCGCACGCCCACGCCCAGCACCCGCAUGCAACACACGCCCAACACCAGGCCCACGCCCAGCACAGCCAGCACACCCAGCACACCCAGCACACCCAGCACAGCCAGCACGCCCAACACAGCCAGCACGCCCAACACAGCCAGCACACACAGCACUCUAGCCAAGCCCAACACCAGAGCCUUCCUCACCAGCCCCAUCCAGGCCAGCAACAGAUGCCCUGCAGCACCGGUCUGCCUAGCGACUGGUACCCCAACCUGGAUGCACUGAAAGAAAGCUGUCGUAUCGCCAGCAGCUACAACUGGGCUGAUGUGGACCUCUCUCCCUUUCAAGGACUUAGGGAGAGUAUGAGGCAGGCCGAGCUGAAUAACUGGUCCCUGGAGCCGACCCAGAUCGCAGACCUGUGCUCCUCCAUCAACCAGUUUUUUGCCCGCACCGGAGUCAUACAACCACAGGGGGCAGUGCAGACACCCGUGUGUCACGGCUCCAUGCAUCCCAGUAAGCCUAGCCAGCACAUCAAUACAGGAAACAUGUACAUGGACACAAGACAGAGCAUGUCCUCCAUGAUGGGUCCUCCCGGAUAUCCCCACAUGCCCCCGAUGAGCAGCGCAAGCAACACCAUGACAGGCCAUCAUGCACAGAUGAACCAGCAGCACAUGAUACCCAACCCAAGCUUCCAGAUGCGUCGCAUGCCUGCCGAUGACAUCCAGGACGACUUCGACUGGGACUCUAUCGUCUAGCCCCGCGCACGCGCGCGCGAGCGAGACGGGACGAGAGUCGCGGGCAAGCGAGUCGCACGGGAGGAGAGCAGAGUGUGUGUGAGCGGGAGGGAAGAAGUGAGGACUACACCUCAGACGUCUGCACGCCCCUCCACUGGAAUCGGUUUGGAACAGGCCGCUUCAUAAAAGUGCAGGGGCCACCGUUAUGAGCUGAAAGAGACUUCUGUUGUUGUGGUGUUUUUAAGAAAUGAGACAAAAAGAAAACAAACCAACAAAAAACAAAAACAAACAAAAAAAAAGUUACUUUGAAGACAAUCACGUUUACUAGGACAUGCGCAAGUGAUUGCUUUGUACUUGUCCGAGUGACGAGGCGCUCAUGUUCAUGUUAAAUGUAACCCCUCCCUCCCCUGUGGCAAUCCCCCAUUGUGUCCUGACCACCUGCCUUUCUGCAAGUCUGCUCCUAGGUCGAGCUUUUCCCUGCCUUUUAACUGUUGUGUGAUUUUUAUAAUUCUGUUUUUAUUUCGUUUGGUUUCUGAGUGAUCUGUUUGGCGUACUCUCCCUGUCUGGCGUGGCGUCAUGUGACACCGGCCUCAGCACCCUCGCUGCUCUCGUUCAUCAUGAUGCCCCCCUCAGGCCACCUUUUGCACAGCAGGCCAGCUUCUUUUUUUUUUUUUUCUUCUUUUUUUUUUUUUUUAUAUAUAAAGGUCAUGUGACAGUCAUGUGACGCAGCUGCCCUGUCCCUGCUGGGCACUUAUGGCUCUGAAGCUCUCUAUGGACUUUAGUGCUCUGACACACCAGCUGGGCCUUGAUUCUGCAGCGUGUACAAACGUCGCCAAGCAACCGACUCGGAUUGGAUCUCCACUAGCAAAAUGGUUAUUCAUUGUCUUCUAGGCGAUCGGUGCGGCUCAUGAGACAUUUGUAAAUUUAACCACAUUACCUGCAGUAUUUGUACUUGUGUAUCUUUGCCGGUGACAAUGUAUCAGACUCUUGGCGCUAAUAGUUUUUUAAAAUGGCAGGAAACUGUGCAACAGGAAGUCAAAUCAGACCUCACUUUUGAUUAAUCCCUUGUUCAUUCCUGUUUCCCUUUCUUCUUUUCCAUGUACAAUCUUUUGCUGCUGUUCCUCUGCCAGACUGGCUGCCUGAGCGUUAGCGUGUCAUAUUUAGGAACAAUGGCCCGUUGUCACGGCGACAGGAGGCGGGGCUUCAGAGGCCGGCGUGGGCAGCUGGGCUUUCUGCCCAGCGCUGUGCGUUCACGCCGGUGUGCCAGCGCACCUUCACUAAAUGGACUGCACCAAUAAAAGUCCUCUUGCACCAACCAUCAUGAAAUUCUUCACUGAGAGUCUGUUCCAGCAACAGUCUUGAACACGGGGCACCUUGUUGGACCCUUUUAGUGCGAAUAUUGGGAGAAUUGGAAUAACUAGAGAGAGAAGGAAUGAUUUGCUUUGAAGGUUUACAUUAGAACAGCAUUGCCUAAAGAUUUCAAAUUAACUGCCAUAGAAAGAGAGAACCAUUGACUUAAGAUUCAGAGCUGGAGAUUCGCUCGGUCGUAGUCGCAGUAAAAGUCAAAGCAUGCAAGGGUCUGAGCCCUAGGCACCUUUAAUUUUAUUCUGAGCCAUUCACGAGUGACCAGCUGCAGUAUAUGGGUGCAAUAUUAGUUGGGGGUUCUUUUGUUGGUUGGUUGGUUUUGUUUGUUUGUGUGGUUUUUUUUUAGAACUGUCGAUUAUGAUCACAAUCAUUUCUACCAAUGAGCACAAAGCUGGUGGGUGAGAGGUGGGGCUAGACCUAGAGUAGUUUGGAGGCCUAGGAGGGUUUGAGGGGACGGUUAAUGUUGAAGUCCUCUGCGCAGAUCACUGGUGCAGCAGCGAAUAGAGAGGCUUAUAGAAGCAGCUUCUUAGAGAUAUUAAACUUAAAUUCAAGCCAUAGCUGGAAGGUUGGAGGGCUUCGAGUGGCUUCUGUGUUACCAACUUUUAAAGCUCCUUCCCCAGUCCCAUACACCUCUGUUCUCUGGUUCUGGUCAUGUAUAGUGUAACAGCUUGUUUGUCCUAUAAUAAAUUAACCUUCUGAAAUUGUAAUUGCACAUUGAUAUUUAAUAUUUUGAUAAGUUAUCAUGACUAUGGCCUAUCGACAAUCAUGCUUUGUAUUUCAGUAUUACAGAAUCUACACACUGAGUAUUGUUGCUUAUGCUCUGCUUGUAUAAUAGGUUCAUAAAUCCAAGACCCCACGACAUCAUAGAUUAAUAACCUUAACUGGUACAUAUAUCAACAUGAAAGAACUGCUACUCCAACCUCACCAGUACUCUCUUUCGUGGAUUAAAAACAGAAACGAGUCCUUUCCACAGUGCCCGCUGAUGCUCUGCCUAGUUUGAGCUACUUUUUUGAUCAGAUCUGACCACGUGUCCUGUGAAGUAUCCAGUCAGGGUCUGUGCUUGCUAUAGGCAGAUCCUCCCCCGCUGCUCAGCUGAGCGUGGCCAUCACCAGAGCUGUGGAGUUCAAAUUCAGAAAGUAGAGAGUUCUCACCGGGGUUUUGUUCCAGCGUAAAUAUGCUAAUUGGCUCAGACCAGCAGGUAGAAAUCAUUGGUGAAAUAAGCUUUGUCAUUUUAAAAAAAAAAUGGAUUAUGGCAGCACAUUUUGAACCUGAAACUUACACCUCUGGCUGUCAAAAAAAAAAUUGUAAUGUUUGACCACGUUAAUUUGAUUAUUUAAUUGAUGCCUAGCUCAGUUCAAUUAUUUAAACAUGAUUGUUUUGGGAAAAAGUAUACCAAUAUGUCUUUUUUAAUCUUUUUUUUUUUUUUUUUUUUUUUUUUUUUUUUUUUAACAAUGUAAUGUCUAAAGCCAUGCUUUCAAAGUGAAACUCAUUUUUCUGUCCAGUUGUUUAUUUUUUGUUUUGUUUUUUUAAUUAUCAUGUGGUUCUGCACAUAAAAUUUAGAGGCUACAAAGCAGUCUAAGAUUAUUCUCUAGGAAGUGUUUACUCUUUUCUUUGUAUUCCAUGUUGGACAGUUCAGAGAGACUUUCCUUUUUUCAGUGUCUUAUUGUUCACGUUUGAUGUGGAUCUCUGUAUCCAUAAUCAUUUUUCUUUUCUCAUCUCAUCUUGCCUUUCUUAAAUAUUGUUUGUGUUUAUAAACCUUCUUUGAUCCGGUAGUCAUAAAAACCUUUUCUGGAAAGUUCUGCAUACUGCUUGCUUGUCAUUUGAGCAAUUUGAAAAGAAGCAGAACUUUAAAGCACAACUGCAUGUCAUAUGUGUCAGGAUAUGCCUGGCCUUGACCUUUGCCCUCCAAACCCCUCCACUGGGAUGUUUGUCUCGAUGUGCUGCCCACAAAAUGAUUGUUUAAGCUGGCAAAAUUUGCCAUAGGUACCUCUCUCUCUCUCUCUCUCUCUCUCUCGCGCUCACUCACUCACACACACGUGCACACACACACACACACACACAUAAUUUGAACUUGGGACAGAGGAUUGCAGAUCCAAAGGCAGCAGGCAAUAGCAUUUUUUAUAGGUGAAGAGAAAAGUAAGCAAGUGUGCACCCAGGCUGAGGGAGCUUAUGUAUUAGUUCCUCUCAAAAAAGUUCCUCUCUCCAGCUGUGUGAUGUGUGAAAGUUGUGAUUGUUUAGAGACAAUUCCAUUUUAGGUAACCAAGUGGAGGUGCACCUGCCAGAGAGAUUACUAUGUAAGGGGACUGUGUGAGAAACCUUGUUACAUUUAAGGGAGAAAACUGCCAACAAGUUCUGGUAUUUGAGGCCUGUUUUAUUCAUUGUAGGUGUGGUGUUGUGCUUAUUGUAAAUAAAUGUCUUUUCAAUCGUCCUUUUUUCCUUGGGUGGGGGUGGGCGGUGUAAGGCAAAGCCUUGGGAUGACCAUGAAAGAAGAGGGAGAAACAGAGUAUUUUGUUAUUGUCCAAUCCAAGGGUGAUACAGUAUGUAAAUAUCUAUAUUGUAUAUAUGUGAUAAAUGCAUUGGCUUUUUGUGUGACACUACCUUUUAUCUGUACUAUGGUUCAACAUUAAGUGUAUUAAUGUUUAUAUUAUAUUUUAAUCUUUGUUUUCUGUUCGCUUUGUCCGUGUCAUUUCUCGUAUGUUUCUUUUAUUUCCUUGUUUUUGUUUGUUUAUUGCACGGUUUAUUACUUUUGCUGUCCAACAAAAUGACACAGCUCCCCUUUGUAUCGGUUUUGUGCUGUAACAUAUCUCUGAAGUGUCAUUAGGAUCGUCAGUACCCCUCCCCCCAUAUGCAUGAAUGGCACUUAAAGAAAUAAAAUAUGUUAACUUCACUGUGGAA